AUGGACGAGCUGAAGGCGCUGCUAAAGAACCAGAACAAGCUCUUCGAAGAUUUGCUCAAGAAGCAGCAGGCCGAGCCCCGAGCGGUAGCACCAGGGCCCCACAAUGUGCCGCUCCCUCCGCCAUUGUCCUUGGAAGGGGACAUGGACCAGAAUUACGCGUUCUUCGAGGACAACUGGAACAAUUAUGCCACAGCGGUGGGCAUGGGCGACUGGCCGGAAGCGGAUAACCCGAAAAAAGUGAGCUUUUUGCUGUCGAUCGUUGGCCCCGAUGCGCUGAAAAAGUUCAGCAACUUCGAUCUGACGCAAGCCGACAGGGCUACGCCGACAACCGUAUUGGCCGCCAUCAAGAAGAAGGUUACUCGAACCAGAAACGUCAUCGUGGACCGACUGGACUUCUUCUCGGCAGCCCAGUCACCGGUGGAAAGUAUCGACGAGUACACAUCCCGACUGAAGUCGCUGGCCAAGCCGGCCAAACUCGGAGCCGUGGAAGCAGAACUAAUCACCUUCAAGCUGGCCACCUCCAACAAGUGGCCUCAUCUGAGGUCCAAGAUGCUCACGAUGGCGGAUUUGUCGGAAGCGAAGGCGGUAGAUCUGUGCCGUGUGGAGGAAAUCACGGCCAAGCACGUUCAGGUGCUAUCAGCGGACAAGCUGUCGGAGGUGAAUAAGCUCAAAGCAUCGUCGUCGAAGGCCCGCCAGUGCAAGUUCUGUGGCGAUUGGCAUGCGUUCACCAAAGGAUCGUGCCCAGCCUACGGAAAGAAGUGCAAGCUUUGUUCCGGCAAGAAUCACUUCGAGAAGGUGUGCCGGAAGAAUCGGGCUCGAAUGAGUUCGUCGAAGCGCAACAGUGUGCGCCGCGUUAAGAAGAUCAACGACGAAUCCUCGGAGGACAGCGAGUCGGACGACGAGUGGAGCGAUCAGUCCGGAACAGAGACGGAGAUUGAAGGCGAAAUCGGCAAGAUCUUCGAUAACUCGAAGAAAGGGGGAAACGUUCUUGCGGAAGUGUCCCUGAAAGUGAAAGGCAAGUGGAAAAGCGUGAAGUGCGAGCUGGAUACGGGAGCAAACACGAGCUUGAUUGGCCACGACUGGUUGUGCAAGCUGACGGGAGAGUCGGACCCCGAAUUGCAGCCGUCACCGUUCAAACUCCAAGCGUUCGGCGGUGGCAUCAUUAACGUUAUGGGCCAAGUCAAGCUGCCGUGCAAGUGCCAGAACAAGAAGUACAUUCUCGUGCUUCAAGUCGUCGACGUCAGUCACAGGCCGUUGCUGUCGCUGAAGGUCUGUACCACGUUCGGCCUGAUCAAGUUCUGCAACUCCGUUAGCAUGGUUCCAGCUAAAGCGACGCCGGAAGGAGCUCAAGAUCUGAUGCGAAUCUACCGCAUCGAAGCUGAGAAGAUCGUCGACGAGUUCGGCGACGUUUUUCGUGGCUACGGAAAAUUCGACGGAGAAGUCACCCUGGAGAUCGACGAGUCGGUGCCGCCGGUGAUUCAGCAGCCUCGCCGAGUCCCGAUAGCUCUGCGGCCGAAGCUGAAAGCCGAACUGGACCAGUUGGAGAAGGAUGGAAUCAUCGCGCGAGAGUACAGCCACACCGAAUGGGUGAGUAACAUUCUUCUCGUGAAACGGGGUAUCGCCGGAGCCGAGUCGAUUCGCAUUUGCCUGGACCCCAUUCCUCUGAACAAAGCGUUGAAGAGACCAAAUCUGCAAUUUGUGACGCUGGACGAGAUUUUGCCGGAGUUGGGUCAGGCAAAGGUUUUUUCGACCGUGGAUGCACGGAAGGGUUUCUGGCACGUGGUGCUAGACGAGCAGAGCAGCAAGUUGACUUCGUUCUGGACUCCAUUUGGACGCUAUCGGUGGCUGCGACUUCCAUUUGGCAUCUCCCCGGCGCCGGAAAUUUUCCAGUCCAAACUGCAGGGGAUAGUCCAAGGAUUGAACGGAGUCGAGUGCAUAGCAGAUGACGUCUUGGUGUACGGCCGUGGUGCAACGAUGGAGGAAGCGCUACGUGACCACAACGCAAAUCUGAAGAACCUCCUCGCGCGCUUGAAGCUAAACCACGUCAAACUCAACAAUUCGAAACUCAAGCUCUGUGAGACAUCCGUCAAGUUUUACGGACACGUUCUCACCACCGAAGGGCUUCAACCGGACCACACCAAGAUCUCGACCAUAAAGCACUACCCGGUGCCAACCAGCAGGACGGAACUGCACCGUUUCAUUGGGAUGGUCACAUACCUCAGCCGAUUCAUUCCCAAUUUGAGCGCCGCCUUCACAAGGCUGCGGCGGUUGAUUUCGGAGAAAGAACCGUGGCGUUGGACUCGAGAGGAGGACGAAGAUUUCUCCAAGGUGAAGUCGCUAGUGUCCGAUAUCACAACGCUGCGGUACUACAACGUUCGAGAGCCGUUGACUAUCGAGUGCGACGCGAGCUGCUUCGGUCUCGGAGUGGCCGUCUUCCAGAAGGACGGCAUCGUGGGCUACGCGUCGAGAACGUUGACGGACACGGAGAAAAACUACGCUCAAAUCGAGAAAGAGUUGCUUGCGAUUCUUUUUGCAUGUGUGCGCUUUGACCAGCUGAUUGUAGGCAACCCCCAAACUACGGUGAAAACCGACCACAAGCCUUUGAUCAACAUUUUCAACAAGCCAUUGUUGACGGCUCCAAAGCGACUGCAGCACAUGCUCCUGAACCUGCAACGUUACCAUCUGGCGUUGGAGUUUGUCACCGGAAAGGAGAACGUUGUGGCAGAUGCGCUCUCUCGCGCACCUCACAACGACUCGACUGUGCGUGACGAGUACCAGAAGCUGAACAUCUACAAGAUCUUCAAGCAACUCGAAGAUUGCAACGUAAGCGGCUACCUGAGCAUCUCCGACAACUGCCUGGACACGAUCAUGAAGGCGACUGAACAAGACGCAGCCCUACAGACGGUGAUUGAUUUCAUUCGGAACGGUUGGCCCAGUACCAUCGAUCGCGUUCCUUCAGCCGCUAAAAUCUACUUCAAGUACCGAAGCGAGCUGUCCACGCAAGACGGAUUGGUGUUCAGGAACGAUCGUAUUCUGAUCCCGUGUGCACUGCAGCGGUCCAUGAUCGACAAAGUGCACGUGAGCCACAACGGUAUCGAGUCUACACUGAAGCUUGCGCGAGAGAACAUCUUCUGGCCCGGAAUGAGCGCGCAGAUUACGGAUGUGGUGAAGGAGUGCCAUGUCUGCGCUAAAUUCGCUGCAAGUCAGCAGAAACCGCCGAUGCAGAGUCACGCAGUCCCGAUCUAUCCGUGGCAAGUCGUUUCGAUGGACGUGUUCUUCACCAGCUACCAGGGAAAGCGACACCAGUUUCUUGUGACGGUGGACCACUACUCGGACUACAUCGAAUUGGAUAUCCUCAAGGACAUGUCUGCCAGAAGCCUAGUCGAGACCUGCAAGAAGAACUUUGCGCGUUACGGAUGCCCCCAGAUCGUUGUCACGGACAACGGGACAAACUUUGUGAACGAGGAGAUGAAGGAAAUGGCGAUCAAGUGGAACUUCAAGCAUUCGACUUCGGCCCCUCACCACCAGCAGGCAAACGGCAAAGCGGAAGCAGCGGUGAAGAUUGCGAAGAGGUUGAUCCAAAAGGCGGAGGAAACCGACCAGGACGUUUGGUACGUCUUGCUGCAUUGGAGGAACAUCCCGAACAAGAUUGGCAGCAGUCCGGCGAGCAGGCUGUUCUCACGCAGCACAAGGUGUGGAGUACCCGCUUCGUUCGAGAAAUACACUCCUCGAAUCGUGCAGAACGUUCCGGAAGCAAUUCUGGAAAACAAGAGGAAGGUCAAAUACUACUACGAUCGAAAAUCUCGCAACCUACCUGCACUGGAGACUGGCUCGCCGGUGUACGUCCAGGCUCACCCCGAAAUCAGCAAAACUUGGACGCCAGCGAUUGUGACCGAGAAACUGAAUGAUCGCUCGUAUGUGGUGGACGUGAAUGGAGCUAGCUAUCGCCGAGACCUGACCAACCUGCGACCGCGCAAAGAACCAACAACAAUCCUUCUCGUUCCAGCCCAAAGCCAUCCACCAACCGAAUCAAGUGCUGCACAAACUAGCGCUGAUUUGACAGCUGAACCUGAAGCGUCGUCGCUUUGCUGCGAUGAGAUUCGACGAAACUGCAACAACAACACCACCCGUUGUCAACCAAUCAGCUGCUGCCACCCCGUCGUUUUACCUCCCUGCACCGUGAUUUCAACCCUAACCCACCAGCAGACCCACCACGUUGAACGCAGAAUCUGGAACAAGGAAGUGUGCCGCAAAAAAACCUAA
Molecule: messenger RNA, 4263 nt
Organism: Culex pipiens pallens (northern house mosquito)
Lineage: Eukaryota; Metazoa; Arthropoda; Insecta; Diptera; Culicidae
Exons: 2
Coding region: 1-4263 (1420 amino acids)
Biological process (GO): DNA integration
Molecular function (GO): nucleic acid binding
Source: RefSeq, a predicted model, not a curated record